UCCGUGGACCCUCCCACCAGCAGAAAGAGUGACACGCCAUUCAACUGCAGCCUGGCCCUGUGCACGCAGGGCGCGCUGAGAGCUCAGAGAGAUCGCACCAUCUGGUAGGGAGAGAAACAGGGAAAAGACAACAACAACAACAAAAAAUCCGCAUCUGCUUGAAGCGCACAACUUCUCCAGAAUCGCGUCGCCAUGGGGAUCCGAAAGAAGAGCAACAAGAACCCGCCGGUGCUGAGCCACGAGUUUGUGAUCCAGAACCACGCAGAUAUUGUUUCCUGCGUUGCUAUGGUGUUCCUGCUCGGGCUGAUGUUUGAGGUCACCUCAAAGUUUGCAGUAUUUUUCAUUACUGUCCAGUACAACGUGACCAUAUCGACAAACGAGGGCCCCGAGGAGACAGCGGUGAACCACUUCCACCACGGCAUCAAGGACCUGGCUACCGUUUUCUUCUACAUGCUGGUGGCCAUCAUCAUGCACGCCAUCAUCCAGGAGUACGUGCUUGACAAACUCAACCGGAAAAAGCACUUCUCCAAAACCAAGCACAGCAAGUUCAAUGAGUCGGGUCAGCUCAGCGCCUUCUACUUGUUCUCCUUCGCCUGGGGGGCCAACAUCCUUGUGUCCGAAAACUUCCUGUCCAAUCCCGUCGCCCUGUGGGAGGGAUAUCCUCAUACGCUGAUGCCAUUCCAGAUGAAGUUCUUCUACAUUUGCCAGCUGGGCUACUGGUUACACGCUCUUCCAGAACUCUAUUUCCAGAAGGCAAAGAAAGAGGAUAUUCCUCGCCAGCUUGUGUACAUCUUCCUGUACCUGGUCCACAUCGCCGGCGCCUACAUCCUGAAUUUGAACCGGCUGGGUCUGGUCCUGCUGGUGUUGCACUAUUUCGUCGAGCUCCUCUUCCACGUCUCCCGUCUGAUCUACUUCAGCAACGAGAACAGGCAAACGGGUUUCAGCAUCUGGGCCGUCUUGUUCGUGAUUGGACGGCUGCUCACCCUGUCCCUGUCGGUCCUCACCGUGGGCUUCGGUCUCUCCACCGCCGAAAACCAGGGCUUCAGUCUGGCUGAAGGGAACUUUAACAUUUUCUUUGUUCGGGUGACCGUGCUGUCGGCCAUCUGCUUUACGCAGGCCUUCAUGAUGUGGAAGUUCAUCAACUUCCAGCUGCGGCGAUGGAGAGAGCACGGCGAGGCGCAGACGUUGAAAAAGAAACCGGCUCCUGCUAAGAGCAAGUCGAAGAAAGACAAAGCCAACGGAGUAAACGGCGUGAGCUCACAUGGAGCGGAUUCACCGAGAUCAAGGAAAGAGAAAUCCUCAUAAGACGUAAAGAGGGGAAGAGGAAAAAAAAAACAUUCCUGAUACCCUGUACCUCCGAGGACCGCCUCUCCCAGGGUCUUCUGGGCUGGCUCCAGCCCGACCGUUCAGUGGCCCCUCACCCCCCCUCCCCUCCCUUCUCCUCCCCCGCCGUGCGUUUUCACCUUCCCACACAGGACCGACCUCCCAGCUGGAACUCCCAGGAUCUGCUCUUGUUGCCAAUCGCCCAGCACACCUUCAGCUCCAGAUCUUCCUUCCGUGGUAUUAAUGAAAAAAAACAACAAAUAAACUGAGGGAAAGAGACCUUAUUUAAGAAGUGCCUACUGAUGUGGAUUAUGUUUUUUUUUUGUUUUUUUUUUUGUACAGUGUGUAAUUUUACCAAAUCAGGAGCGAUCGCUUUAAUGUUUCUUUCUCCCCACUUCAGGUCGUUUUUAGUAUUUUGUUGAAAUGCUAUGUAUUCCUUUUGUAUCUCACCUGCCUAUCAUGUAUUUAUAUACCACUCGGCUCAUCCAGAUGCUGCCCUCCCCUCGGAGAAAUUCCCUUUUUGGUCUCUCUCCCCCCCCCGCUUUUCCGUGCUCGGAGGUCGCUUAGAGCCCCGUUAUGUCCAGAUCACACGUCAUUCUUUUAAUUUUUUUUAUUUCUCUAUUGUUUUCCCACAUCAGACAGCAAACAGACGCCUGUAGAUAGAAAGGUAACUAUCACAGAAGCUUUACUGCUGGAAUAGGAGUAUAUCAAAGCGGGUGAAGGAAACGAGUCUUGAGUACACGCGUGGUUCAGUAUUGUGCAGAACUGCCAGUAAAUAAAAGAACUAAAAAUUGUACGAUGUUGCAUUUGAUCGUUGAAGAAUGGCGUGUUCGUCACGAGUUUCCAUGGAAGUUGUUGCGGUUGUGAUCGUACCUGUAACGACACAUUGUGCUUUAGUUUUUGUUUUUUUUCGUAGCGUCGACGAAGAUGCAAGUUAGGAAAAAGAAACGUUCUUGUGAGUCAUCCAACCUCUCUUGAUGUCAAGGUGGAAUGUUCUUAAUGUGUUUGAUACAUCGUCAAUUUUCUCUUCCCUUUAAAAAAAAUAAAAAUGCCUGCGAGGAAGGAUGGGUUGUUAUCCCAACAUGGGCUCUGAAUGAAGUGUAUAUUUAGAUUUCUAUAUACAUAUAUAUAUAUUUUGUUCUAUCCCGUGGUUUCCCACCCCGUAUCGAGUGUUGACUGUGCCAAAUGAACCUGGUUGACUACUGCUGACCGUAUGCCUUUCACUUAAACACCAUAAAGCAUCGGAGGCCAACCAGCUGUAGCUGCAAGACUUUGUUACCCAAGCAACGCGAACGUGUUCAAAAGAAUGAAUCCUGUUGAGUGAUUUUUAGGCAAACAGUGUAGCGAAUUAACUCCAGCAGUAUUUGGUUUUCUCCACUCGCCCUGGCGGUUUAUCCUGUAAAGAAAUAAAACGAUCGUUAAAACGAA
Fundulus heteroclitus (mummichog) is the source of this 2751-nucleotide messenger RNA. RefSeq names its product translocation associated membrane protein 1 (gene tram1). The coding region runs from base 193 to 1305 and encodes 370 amino acids. Gene Ontology annotation, cellular component: endoplasmic reticulum membrane. The record is from RefSeq and is a predicted model, not a curated record. The transcript is spliced from 11 exons. Lineage: Eukaryota; Metazoa; Chordata; Actinopteri; Cyprinodontiformes; Fundulidae. Gene Ontology annotation, biological process: SRP-dependent cotranslational protein targeting to membrane, translocation; protein insertion into ER membrane.